AUGGAAUGGGAUUGCAAUGAGGCUGAAUUGGGCCAAGACGGGUGGGCUUGUGGUGAGGCCGAAUUGGGCCCAGGCAAGGGAGAUAAUUUUUGGCCCAAUAUGCCUUCUCUUUGUUCAGAAAUGGUCUCGAUACCAAUCAGGUUGCGAGCCAUAAACAUACGACUGCCUCCUCGGGCGGCACCGCCGCCGUCGGGCGUCUACCGUCAAGUUCCAUGUCGCCAAUGCAUGCCAGAAAAUCGUCCGCCACCAUAUUCUUGGCCACAUCUUCUUCUUUCUCCAGCUAGCCGCCCUAUAGCACCACGCUGCCGCUUCGAUCGGAAAACUCACGCCACUCGUACUUUUGACCACCCUGCAAAGAGCCGCCGCGACCGUCGGAGCAGCUCGCCACUGACGCUCGCAGCCGCCGCAUGCGCUGCCGUGCGCUCAGAGCACGAUGCUAACGUUUUUAAAAUUGUAGAUUGGUCCCUAAAACCACGUCUAACUCCACCCCCAACACAAACCGGAUACCUUAAACCCACUCAAACGGACAAGGGAGCCGCCACAUCGAAAAAACUUACCAAUCCAAUACCAAGAAAGGAAAUAAUAGGGGAAAAGCCAAGCCCUGCCUCUGCCCUGGCCACAGCCGCUGGACACCGGCUGGAGCUCGCAACGUCGAUGUCGCCCACAAGCCGACGAAUCGCCACCAACCCCGCCAUGGCCAACCAAGUAAGAGGGGAAGCACCACGUCAGAGGAGGACUGAAGACCCACAAGGAAACAGCAUUGCCGGCGCAAGAGUUGGACGAAAGGGUAGGUUACGAAGCACCCGUGGAGGGAAGACACAAAAGGAAAAAUAG
This is a messenger RNA of Striga asiatica, 834 nucleotides long. NCBI's taxonomy places the organism in Eukaryota, Viridiplantae, Streptophyta, Magnoliopsida, Lamiales, Orobanchaceae. The record is from the annotation of a GenBank genome assembly.